CGAAUGUUUAAUAUUCCGUGCGACUUAGCCGCGACUUAGCUCUCGAUUCACUCGCGGCCGAUCAGUUCGCCACCGACGAGAGCCAAGUGCGCACCCGCGACCGCGUGAUGCCACGACUCUCGGUCCCUCGUCACGGGUCGCGUACUCCGUCCGUUUCCUCGCGAUCCUCAAGACCGUGAUCCUUGCGAUCCUCGCAAGCAAUUUCCCGUCAGGCGAAAAUUCACUCCGAUGCGACCGUCUCGAUUCCGUAACGUUCUUAAAACAUCGGGCAAAUUUCAGGGAGACUUUGGGAAUUUUUUGAAGAACUCUGAAUCUACAGGCCCUAAAGAAAAUUUUCAAAUUACAAAUACAAGCUGCAGAAUUUAUGUGAAUUUAAAAUGUUAAUAAUUACAAAUAAUAUCAGAAGAAAUAUUAUUUAGAAGAAAUAUUAAUUAUUAAUUUCUCGUUACAAUUGAUUUAAGGUUGCAUACAUCUGUGAUUUUGAUAUCCGUCACAGACUCAUAAAGAAUUAAAAAGAAAAGUUUUUAGUGAAUUUGAAAGCAACGUAGCAUACCUGUAACAAUAGUUUAAUAUAAAUUUCCGGAGUUAUGUUAAAAUCGUUGCAAAACAGAAAAUCUAAGGGUGGUUAAUCUGGUGAAGCUGAUAAUCCUCAUUAUUAAUUUAAUCUGGAUGAGUGAUAAUAAAUAUUUAAUUUUGCUCCAAAGUGUUUGUAUAGAAAGCUGAAUUAAGAAGUUGUUACAAUGAGUGAUAUCGAUAUUUAUCACGAUCGCUAAGAUCGCAGAUUAAUUCUUCAAAUCAACGUGAUAUUCCAGCCAGUUCAUUUCAUAAACUUAGGAAGGGACAUCGAUCAAAUUCUCUGAUCUAAUACGACGGCGCGGAAACGUAUAUAUUCAUCGACGUGUGCACAAGUGAAAAAUGAUUUUGCGCGAGGAGAAAGAAGAUAAACAAGUGCUCUAGUUAUGAUUGACAGAAUAUGUUAUACGGUUCGACGGACAAAAACUUCUGGAAGUAUGAGUAACAACGUGCUCGCCAGCGCGUCGUUCUCGAGAAGAAUUUGGCACGGUGCUCCUGAAUGGAUAAAAGAUGACGGUCUCUUAUCAGUACGAGGUCGCCAGUUCCACCAGCGGUGGAUUCACCAGGCUCCUGUUUAUGUGGCGCGGUUCCCUCUACAAGCUCAUCUACAGGGAACUGCUGCUCUUUCUGCUACUUUUCGGCAUCUUGUCUGCGCUCUAUCGCCACGUCUUCACUGCCGCGCAAAAAAGGGAAUUCGAGCAAGUUGUCAUCUACUGCGAUAGCUUGAUCAAACUAAUCCCACUGAGUUUCGUGCUUGGAUUUUAUGUUUCCUACGUGGCGCAGAGAUGGUGGAAGCAAUACACAGCGAUACCGUGGCCCGACAAAGUGAUGCAUCUCGUGGCGCUCUACAUCACCGGAAACGACGAUUACAGUCGAAUGUUGCGCAGAGCUCUGAUGCGUUAUCUGAAUCUCUCGUUGAUACUCGUUUUACGUUCCAUAAGCUCGGCGGUGAAGAGACGAUUUCCUACUCUCGAUCACGUCGUUGAUUCCGGCUUCAUGACCGCGCUGGAGCUCCAAUUGUACCAAUCGGUGCCGAGUGUCGAGUUUAAUACCUAUUGGAUACCGUGUACAUGGUUCAUUAAUCUUCUCAAGGAGGCACGCAAGAAUCGCCGGAUAUCCGAUGCGCAAGGUUUAAAGCUGAUAAUGGAGGAAUUUAAUGAAUUUCGAACGAAGUGCGGCCUUUUGUGGAGCUACGAUUGGGUGUCAAUUCCUUUGGUGUACACUCAAGUGGUGACACUCGCCACUUACAGUUUCUUCGCGGUUGCCAUAAUCGGCCGACAAUACAUCGAGGGUGUCGAGAGACAAUUCCAAUUGAAGAUAGACAAAUACGUGCCAAUUUUCACAAUUCUGCAGUUUUUCUUCUUCAUGGGAUUGCUAAAGGUAGCCGAACAGCUGAUAAAUCCAUUCGGCGACGAUGAUGAGGAUUUCGAGCUAAACUGGCUGAUCGAUCGUCACACCAAGGUAUCGUACCUCGGAGUGGAUACGCUGAUGAACCGCUGUCCGCCACUUGUAAAGGAUAUCUACUAUGAUUCUGAAAACGUGAGUCUACCAUAUACAGAAGCUGCCGCGGCGUACAAGAAGAAGACCUAUCGCGGUAGCGUAGCAAACAUGACGGUACCUGAGGAGAAACAGAUGAUGUUUUUGCCUGGAAUUUUGGAAGAAGAGGAGGAACCCACGAUUAUGACGCCUCGCACUUCCACCCUUAGUUUAGCGAAUCCGAACGAAAGUCCAGUGUACGAUAGGCGGAAUCCAGCACUUGCAAAUAUACACAAGAUCAGCGGGUCCCCUUCAACAUCUGCGAAGAUGGCUCGCAAUUGUUCCGAAACGGUUGUGCAUCUGGAUGAUCAAGCGCAACCGCCGGCUGCCACGGAGCAGCGACGGGUAAUAGCCGAAGCCGUCAGGAAGUUCUCUUCUUUAACGAAGAGUUCAGCGAAUCGCGCCGGGAAACCUUUUUACCCGGUUUUAACAAAACCAUCCAGAUCGGUGCUGAGUCCCUGGCCGAGUGCGACGAGUAUCUCGUACCCCGUUCAGAUUCCCACAUCGGCUUUUAUCGAUACUGGAGGAGGCGUCUGGAUGAAGGAUUCGUUCAGGAGCUUAUAUCGUCGGCCCUCCCUAGAGGAUUCCGAGGGACGACCUAGCAUCUCAUCGCAAGGUGAGGCAAACCAGGAAGGUGUCAUGAACUCGGCGUUCACUAAGGAGAGGAUGGACGAUAUAUCGGAUAUCUGCGGCUGUGAUGACACGGGAGAAGAUGAUGAUGGCUCUGGCCCUUCACAUUGGUCUCAAUGUAGACAAGUUUCUUGUAAAUCAUCGACUCCAGAGACGAUUGAUAUGUCUGUGAUCGGAGGUGAGCCAAGUCAUUCGAGCAACGAGAGAUCUCCGAAGAAGUAUCUAAUGAUCAAAAGACACCGAUCAGCCAGCGAUUCCAAGAAGAAGAAGGGUAUUCACUGGCAGACAAAGUUAUCCGGCAAAUCAUUGAAAUUCCGCAGAAGAACCACCGACAGCAUACCUACGGUGAGCGAGAUCCUGAGUCAAACCUGGAGCUCGCCGAAUCUGAAGGAGUUGGAGGAGCAGGCGAAGUCCGCGCAAAGUGCUAAAGUUAAUCUUCCUUGCAAGCAAGAAGAAGAUUCUAAGUUAUAAAUAUAUUUCGCAGGUAAUGUUUCCAUGUCUAAAUAAAGAAUUUAUGACAAUCUUAAAGAAAUAUUCCUAACGAGAGUCUUUCAUAGAAAAAUUAUGUUUCUGCUGAACUUUUUGAUUAUUGUACUUAUUCAAUAAAUUGUCAAAAGUUAUAAUAUAAUUAGAUAAUAAGAGAAAUGUACUAUUUGAUAACUAGCGACAUAAAAUGUUCUGCUUACAUUGGUUUAACACUUUAAUUUAAUUAUAAUUGAGGAGUAUCAGCACACAUUCAGGUAUUAUCAUAUUUAUAUGUAAAUAUUGUAAAUAUAAUAUAUAUAAUGUAAAAAAUUAUAGAAUAUAAAAUGUAUCUCGUUAUAAAAA
Monomorium pharaonis (pharaoh ant) is the source of this 3567-nucleotide messenger RNA. Its product is annotated as bestrophin-4. Gene Ontology annotation, molecular function: chloride channel activity. The coding region runs from base 1084 to 3210 and encodes 708 amino acids. NCBI's taxonomy places the organism in Eukaryota, Metazoa, Arthropoda, Insecta, Hymenoptera, Formicidae. The record is from RefSeq and is a predicted model, not a curated record. The transcript is spliced from 11 exons.